AAAGAGUGAAGCUAUUGCUAGUUAGAGAAGUAAAUGCUUUUCUCUCUUUUUCCUCUUUGAAAAAUAGAGAGAGAAAACAGAGUAAAAUAUAUAGAAGGAAAAAAAAAAACAGAGCAACGAUGAAAAUGAUUUCAGGUUUGGGUUUGGGUUCGGGUUCGGGUCCGAUAUUUGGUAUGUUGAUGGUGCAAUUGGUAUCAACCGGGUUGCAAAUUCUUUCAAAAAUGAUAUUAACGCAAGGAAUUUUCAUUUUUGCUCUUAUUGCGUAUCGCCAUCUUCUUGCUGCCAUUUGCAUUUUCCCUUUUGCAUACUAUCUUGAAAGGGGAAGUAACAUAAAGUUAACCUUGAUGGCGGGAGUUUGGGUCUUUUUGAGUUCUUUAUCCGGGAUAACUUUGGGGAUGGGAUUGUUCUAUUAUGGACUUCGGGACACCACAGCUACAUAUGCCACCAAUUUCCUCAACUUAAUCCCUGUAGUUACUUUUAUCUUCUCCCUCAUUACAAGAUUGGAGAAACUUAAUUUGAAGACCAUCAGAGGAAAUGUUAGGGUUAUUGGAACAAUCUUCUGUUUAUCAGGAGCCAUUAUCAUUAGUCUAUACAGAGGAAGCUUACUUGUUGCCGGUCAUGAAUCAACUAAGGAUGCCAAAAUAAUCAAGCCAGAUUUCAAAAUUGGCACUAUCAAACUUUGUGCAAGUAUUUUAUCCUACGCUCUCUGGUUCAUUGUGCAGGUAAAGUUGCUAAGGGAGUUUCCACUAAAGUAUUGGGCAACAAUGUUAACAUGUUUAUCAGCAUCAAUUCAAGGAGCAAUUGUUGGCGUUAUCUUAGACAGAAGUUCAAGUGCAUGGAAGCUAGGGUGGAACCUUCAACUAGUUACAAUUGUUUACUCGGGAGUAUUGGCAUCAGCAGCAUCAUUUUGCAUAAUCUCAUGGGCAGUUGAAAGCAAGGGUGCCACUUUUCCAGCCAUGUUUAAUCCAUUAACUUUGAUAUUUGUAGCCAUCAUAGAAGUCUCAGCUCUUGGUCAAGAACUUAGAAGUGGAAGUUUGAUAGGUAUGUUGGUGAUAAUAGUGGGCUUGUAUGCCUUCCUAUGGGGUAGUGGUACAGGUAAAAAGACAGAAUUAACCCUGCCAAAAUCAAGCAACAAUGAAGGAGAAGCAGCCAAAAGCAAUGAGCUAGCAAGAUCACAAAUGUCAGCAACUGUUGUUCCAACUGCAUCACCUAUUAGUCAUGUCUCUCAAAGUGAUCAUGAACAAUCUGUUUAACGAGCCUAGUUUUAUUAUUAGGACAUCCUCUUGUAGUAUGCUAGCUAGAUGCAAGGAAACUUUAGAAUUAAUUUACAAUAGGGUAAUUGAGGAAGUUGAGUUAAUGCACUAAAAUAAUUGUUUGUCUAGGGUUUGAACCUUCAAUUAUGUAUCCAUUCUUCUAAUUAAGGGCUAUAUAUAUAAGUAUAUAUCAUUGGCACAUUAGCCAUACCUUAGCUUCUUGAUCAGACAACAAGUGAUCAAGUGUGGGGCCUCUUUGUUAUAAAAUGGGCUACCGUCUUAUAUUAACCUUUCAGUAAAUCAAAUGUAAGUCGUCUAAAACUCAAUCUAAUAUAUAUAUUAUGAAUAUCAUUAAUCCAUGCAAAACAAAGUAUGAUUUCUUAUACAAUCCAUUGAUAUCGUCCCACAUAAUUAAGUCAUAUGGGAUUCUUUUUUUAAGAAAUUGCCUGGGCAACAAUCUUAUUCUUUUAGUAAAUCGAAUAUAUUUCGUGUAAAAAUCUAAUCCUAAUUACUCUGUAGUCCACGUGAAACAAACUAA
This is a messenger RNA of Chenopodium quinoa (quinoa), 1791 nucleotides long. Its product is annotated as WAT1-related protein At1g09380-like. Lineage: Eukaryota; Viridiplantae; Streptophyta; Magnoliopsida; Caryophyllales; Amaranthaceae. Gene Ontology annotation, cellular component: plasma membrane. The record is from RefSeq and is a predicted model, not a curated record. Gene Ontology annotation, molecular function: transmembrane transporter activity. Bases 120 to 1253 code for a protein of 377 amino acids. The transcript has 7 exons.